AUGCCCCUUUCCAAGAGGUCGAUGGCUGACAACAGCUCCCCGGACUAUAAAUCUCUCUAUCUGCAGGCGGAAGAGAGACGAAAGCAAGAGGAGGAGAGACGGAAGCAAGAAGAGGAGAGACGAAAGGGGGCAGAAGAACGCGAGAAGCAGGCAGAAGAACGCGAGAAGCAGGAAGCAGAAGGAAGACGACAGGCAGAACAACGCAACCAACAGACCUCUUUCACGGAGCUCCUGCAGCACUGUCAUGAUAUAAUCUCCCGUCAGUUGAGAGUUGAGACACCAUCUCGCUCAACCACUGGCAAAAUACCCGCUCCGACAGGAAAGUUUUGCCCAAUACGGUUGGAACAUUGGGCCGAUUGCCCAGAGCAGAUGCUAAGAAUCUAUAAUUCUGUUUGUAAGUAUCUACAGCCAGAGCUAGAGCAGGUGCAACGCUUGUUCUCGUCUCUGCCGGAACUAGAAGGACUCGGUCGCCGAUUUGCCCGCAAGCCCCUCAGCAGUGAGCAAGAUCUUGAGGCCUAUGAACGGUUUAGGGUGGAAGAGUAUGUCCAUGAUAUAAUAGCCGAGCUUUGCCAAAUACCAGCGGCACGUGCUGAAUUUGGCCUUGGUGAUGGGAUUCAGUUCAGCAAUCACACUCAUUCUUUAAGUAGGGACGAGACCGUUGGAGCAGAUGAGAAUCAUCUGUCAAGCACAUCUCACCCACAACCAGAUCAGUUUUGCAUCCAUUGGGUCGACGGCAACACGAAUACCCUCCUGACGACUGUCGAGUACAAGCCGUCUUACAAACUGCCUAAGACAAUAGUCAGGUCAAAUAAAAUACCCACAGACCAGGAUGCGAAACUGAGGUAUAAUGCAGAGCGGCUAGCAUACUCUGCUGUAGUCCAGGAAUACCAUACAAUGUUCGAAGAAGGAUAUAAGUAUUCCUAUGUAACAAAUGGACUUACCCAUAUCCUACUUUGUGUUCCGCAAAAUGAACCCACUACACUCUAUUACUUUUUCUACAAUCCCCACAGCGAAGUAGACCCAGCAGGUGACAAAAUUUCCCAAUUAUUGAAGACCUCUAUUGCAAGGAGUGGAGAAAUCGCUGGCGGCCCGAACUUCAUAUAUGGCAAACAAGCUUUGAACAUACUUAUUCCUAGAUUCCGAGCAAAGAAUUGCAGCAGAUUCCCCACUCCGAUAGUACAAACCCUGAGUUUCCGAGUCCCGAGUCUGGUUCAUCCUAUGAUCCGCCCUUAUCAUCCCCGCCAGCGUCUCCCUCAGAUAGUCAUCAACGGAGAAUCAGCCAAGUCAUGCCUUCGCCGUCCGCACGGCGAUCGGGUCAACGACAGGAGUCAAGGCGUAACCAAGAAGAUCAUUCUCGACGCUGCGCUGCAUAAUUUUACACGUAGCGAUACUGGGGAGCCCUUAGACGAGCUCUGUCCAAACUUGAACCAUCAUCGUAAGGGUCAGAACAAUUUGAGCCAGCAUCCUAUCUCUGUCGAAGAUCUAAUGAUUUUAUUGAAAAGCCAAUUGGAUAAGAAUAUCGAUUGUUAUAUUCCAUUUGGUCGCUGUGGCUCUUACGGUAUAUCUUUCAAACUGAUAUAUAUGAAAUAUAGCUAUACGGUUAUCGGCAAAGGCACCACUUUGGGAUUGUGGAAGGAAGUAUCCCGCGAAGCGCAGGUCUACUAG
Molecule: messenger RNA, 1665 nt
Organism: Penicillium malachiteum
Lineage: Eukaryota; Fungi; Ascomycota; Eurotiomycetes; Eurotiales; Aspergillaceae
Exons: 5
Coding region: 1-1665 (554 amino acids)
Source: RefSeq, a predicted model, not a curated record